This is a messenger RNA of Trichomycterus rosablanca, 1622 nucleotides long. It is a transcript of the gene katnbl1, whose product is annotated as katanin p80 subunit B-like 1. Bases 161 to 1075 code for a protein of 304 amino acids. The transcript has 10 exons. Gene Ontology annotation, cellular component: nucleolus. The record is from RefSeq and is a predicted model, not a curated record. NCBI's taxonomy places the organism in Eukaryota, Metazoa, Chordata, Actinopteri, Siluriformes, Trichomycteridae. Gene Ontology annotation, molecular function: microtubule binding.
UUGAAUGGUGCUAGCGUCGCUCCGCUGGUGAAUGUGCAUUAAAAUUAAAUUCAUCUUUUGUAUAAUCUGCUGUAAACUCCAAUUUCAAUCGGUUUAAGACGCUGCUAUAAAGAAUAGAGAAAGCGGAGUGACGUUUACAAAAUGCCAUGUCUCUCUGAUUAUGGCCACUGGAAAUCAUGUUGAAAAUGAUGCAGACUUCCACAGGAUCCAGAAGGCCCAGACCUUUGAUAUUUUCAACCACAAGAGCUUUCCUGCAGAUGAAAAGAACAUGAAGGAGGUGGAAUAUUUAAAUAAGGAAGAAAUAGAUAAAGAAAGAUUUCCAGUGGGACGUUGUGUGCACAGCUACGGCAAAGUAAAACGAGUGGUGAACAAAAAGACGAGGCAUUCGGCGGUGGCCUCAGGGGUUCGGCGGAGAGCGCCUUCAGCGGGCAGGCCCUCUGACAUGGCCAACAAGGAAAAUGUGCUGACGUGCGGCGAGGACGUGCAGGGCGUUCACUAUAAGGAAAAGUGUGCGUUCCCUGUAAACACAACAGACGCCUCGAAAAUGGCAGGAGCUGGCUCCAAGUACAGUGACUACUUUACAGAGUUAUCCAAGGACCAUGACACGAUGACCCAUGUUCUCUUUGGAAGAAAUCUCAGGUUAAAUGUUGCUUUGACUCUUUGGCGAAGAAAUGCUAGUGAACUAGUGGCUUACCUGAUCAGGAUACAAGACACGGGUGUUCUUGUUGACUGUCUACCUGUUCUUACUAAAAGCCUUCAAGAAGAAGAGUCAUGUUUGUCCAUCGGUUGCUGUGUCGACCUUUUCCCUCACGUACACAAGAUUCUUGAAAGCAGAUAUGAAGAGCACCUCACUGUGGCUUUGCACUGGGUUCAGUCGGUCAUUAAAAAAUGGUGGUCUGAGCUCUCCUCGAAAGACAAAAGUCCGCAGGACGGCUGUUCAAAUGACAACAAUGUUCAGAUCUUAAGGAAAAUGUUGCUUGAACUGUGGGAUGACAAGUGUCCGUUAUCUUCAGUCCCUGGAACUGUGGGGGAAAUAACCAAGACUAUAGAAUCAUACCGGUCACAGUUACUCUGAUGCAAUAAUGUAGCACUGAAAGAACAACCACUACUUGCACUUGCUGUGGAUUUUCAAGCUUCUUGAGUGGCUGCAGCAAGAUGAACUGAAUCUUUUAACUCCAGAAGAGAACAUUAGGGUGAACGGGGAGAUAGAUGAACUGACCAAUUCAGACAUCCCCCAACACCCAAACUGGAAAUACAUCUCAAAAGGAUGAAAGCUUUCCUGCAAACCUCGGAUGACUGCUUCACAUUGAAGUGGACCUUGUUUUCUAUUAGUGGUACACAAUCAACUCCAUGAGACUUUAUGGAAUCAGGUGACUCUCAGAAGUACCACGCUGUAGUUUUAACUCUCUUACUCGCGGAACCAUGAUGUCCAUCUGCUGAAGUGGAUGUGAUUUAGAACUGAAACUGGGCCUCGAACACUAUCUUCUAUUGAGGAGCUCAGAAUCCUUCAGUCUUAAGUUAUUGAAGCUUUUUUUGUCUCUUGCCUGUUCGUAGAUGGAAUGAUUGUGUAUACAUGAUUCUCUUUUAAUCAACUUAUAAAUAAAUUUACAAAAACUGCCAAA